This is a messenger RNA of Mobula hypostoma (lesser devil ray), 3457 nucleotides long. It is a transcript of the gene hadhb, whose product is annotated as hydroxyacyl-CoA dehydrogenase trifunctional multienzyme complex subunit beta. Gene Ontology annotation, molecular function: acyltransferase activity, transferring groups other than amino-acyl groups. The coding region runs from base 176 to 1600 and encodes 474 amino acids. The record is from RefSeq and is a predicted model, not a curated record. Gene Ontology annotation, cellular component: mitochondrion. Lineage: Eukaryota; Metazoa; Chordata; Chondrichthyes; Myliobatiformes; Myliobatidae. The transcript has 16 exons. Gene Ontology annotation, biological process: fatty acid beta-oxidation.
GGGACCUACGCUGGUUGUUAGGGGGAGAGCACUACGAUUUGCGUCCAGGAAGCCAGAGAUUGAAGCGGGAGCGGAGCACUGGGGGAUCCGGAGAAUCGAGGGAUCGGAUAGGGAGGAGCGCGGCAACGAGAGGCCGGAGCCGAGUCGGAGAAGCAGAGAAAUUAAUUUAUAAGUCAUGGCUUCCAUGUUGAUGCACACGUUUAGAAUUGUACCCACCAAUGUGAAAUGGGCUGCAAAAUUAAAUCUGCGUUUAUUGAGCUCUGUUUCUUCUACUCAAUCUCAAGUGAAAUCAAGCACCAAGAAAACUCUAGCAAAACCAGGGUUGAGAAAUGUUGUUCUGGUUGAAGGUGUUCGAAUUCCAUUCUUGAUAUCUGGUACCACGUAUGCAGAACUGAUGGCUCAUGAUUUAGCCAGGGCAGCACUAAAGGGACUACUUAGAAGAACCAAUGUCCCAAAACCAGAUGUUGACUAUAUUACAUUUGGUACUGUUAUUCAGGAGGUCACAACAAGUAAUAUUGCUCGAGAGGCUGCACUUGGAGCAGGGUUUUCAGAAAGAACUCCAGCCCACACUAUAACAAUGGCUUGUAUUUCUUCAAAUCAGGCAAUGACUACAGCUUAUGGUCUGAUUGCUUCCGGUCAGUGUGAUACAGUAAUAGCAGGUGGUGUAGAACUGAUGUCUGAUGUUCCCAUCCGUCACAGCAGAAAAAUGAGGAAGGCCUUACUUUCGCUUCCCAGAGCUAAGACAAUAGGACAGAAAUUGGCUCUGCUUGGAAAAAUCCGCCCAGACUAUUUUGCUCCUGAGCUUCCAGCGGUAGCUGAAUUCUCCACCAAUGAGACGAUGGGGCAUUCUGCAGACAGACUUGCAGCAGCAUUUGGUGUAUCCCGAAGAGAACAAGAUGAAUUUGCUUUGCGUUCACAUUCUUUGGCCAAGAAAGCAGAAACUGAGAAGCUUCUUAAAGAUGUCAUUCCAUUCAAAGUGCCAGGCCAUCACACCGUCAUCAAAGAUAAUGGAAUUAGACCAUCCUCGAUGGAACAGCUGGCUAAAUUGAAGCCAGCCUUUAUCAAACCGCAUGGAACCAUUACUGCUGCCAAUGCUUCUUUCCUGACAGAUGGUGCUUCUGCUGUGUUAAUAAUGUCUGAAGAUAAAGCACUGGCUAUGGGCUACAAACCACUGGCUUAUCUAAGGGACUUUGUAUAUGUCUCACAGGAUCCAAAAGACCAGUUGCUGCUUGGGCCAACAUAUGCAACUCCUAAGGUUUUGGAGAAAGCUGGAUUAACGCUUAAUGAUAUUGAUGUCUUUGAGUUUCAUGAAGCUUUUGCAGCACAGAUCCUGUCUAAUAUGAAAGCUAUGGAUUCAGAGUGGUUUGCAAAAACCUAUAUGGGCAGAAAAACUAAGGUUGGUGUUCCUGAAAUGGAUAAAUUUAACUGUUGGGGUGGUUCAUUAUCCCUGGGACAUCCUUUUGGUGCCACUGGAUGUCGCCUGGUUACAAUGGCUGCUCACAGACUGAUUGCAGAAGGUGGACAAUAUGCACUUGUUGCUGCUUGUGCUGCUGGAGGACAGGGUCAUGGAAUGAUUGUUGAAACCUAUCCCCAGAAAUGAAAUGUGCUUUCCUAAUCAGCACCAAUCCAGUGUAACGGGAAGUUAAAUGAAGAUCAAAAAUAUUCUGCUCAUCUGAAAAUACCAUCCACAUUUGACAAUAAAAAAUUAAACCAUUGAAUAUGUAUCUCAAAUAAGGAGCUGGCCAGCUUUUAGUAUAUGACUUAAUGUACAUUAUAAGCCUAAUUCUGUCUUCCAGCUAAGAAUAUAGUUUCUUAGUGAUUUGUAAAAAGAAUAAAUUGGAUAUGCAGAAGAAUGGAGAUAGAUGCAUUAAUAUCAAAUUGUGCCUUACUCAUUAAUAAACCAUGUUUUGUGAAUUAUUUGAUUUUCUUGUAAUCACCUAUGUGGGAGUAUAUAAUUUAUUUAAAUAUAUUAUGACCACAUCACUGAUGUGACUUCUGCAAGAAAACCAAUCCUUCAUUACCAACAGGAGACUUCCUGUUUGCUACUUUUGCCACUGAGUGAAUCAAAACUGUUGAUUGUUAUGUGAACGUUAAAGUAUUGGUAAUUUUCUGCUGGGGGAGUUGGAAUUACUAUGUCCUGGUAAAACGGCUCAAUCUUACUAACGUGACAAUUAUAGUCAAUAUGUCAAAAGCUUUUUGUUACAUAGCUUUGCACAUGUUGAGGAACGAAUCUGAUCCAUUGCACCUCUCAGUGCUCUCUAUUAACUUAAAUGCACCAAAAUUUUUCACCUUGUUUGGGAAUUUGUGUACUUCGGUAAGAGCUAAUCAUUUAACAAGCUAUUGGUGGUAAUAACUUCUUUACCCUCCCUAAAUAUAGGUCAAUAUUAUAAUCCAUCUCUAAAAAUCUAAAAUAGGACUUAAAAGUUUCUUGUGAACACUAUUUUGAAAUUGAUUAAAAGAAGUUGCAUGCUUUAUUCAGAACUUUAUUUUCUCAUGUUAGAUAGUGAAAAACUUCUGUAAUGGCAUUGGAAAAUAGGAAUUAUAGUUGAUAAGAGAUGGAGGAAUGUCUGGUAACAGGUUAAAAGUGAUGCGGUUGCACGUGGCAGAUGCGCUAAUGCUGUUGCUAUGCAAAUGCAGAGACCUGCUUACCGUGGGUCUUGUUUGUGUGGAAUUUGCAUGAUCUCUCUGACUGCCUGGUGCAACAGUUCCCUCUUUUGUCAUAAGAUGUGCUGGUAGGUUAAUUGGGUAAAAGAGGGAAUAUGUUGGGCAUGUGAGGGAAAUAUAUCGCAUACUGCAGGAAAGUAGGCAGAUGGGGAUUGGAAGGUAUUGGAUUAGUUUGCUUUAAGCUAGCAAAGAUCCAGUGGCUGAACAACCUGUGUUAGGAGUAAAAAAAAGUUUGAAUUUUACACCUCCAUUUUUACCAUUGUUGCAUUAAUAAUUUAGCCAAAAAUCAGAAAUUAACAGUAAUUAUCAAUAGUUCAAAGUAAGAAAUGUGGACAGCAUAUAUAAUAUUUUAAAAGAAUAUGCCAUUCCAAUGCAAAUACUGCUUCAGUGAAAUAAAUAUUGAAUGAUCACCAAUAGUGGCAAAUAUGCUAAAGUUUGACAUCAAACAGCGUUAAUUAUAUCUACAUUAAUAAUAUUUAAUGAAAUCACACUAGAAUAGGAAUUAACUAUUCACCCACACAUCAAUAAAAUUAUUGAAAUCAACACAAACUGUUCGACUUCUAACUUAUGUAGAUAGAAGCUAGACAGUGGAGAUGUGACCUUGACAAUUAUUUAUUCUAAACAUUAUUGGUGCAGUGGAUUUCCAUUCAAGUGCAUAUUUGAUAUAUAAUUGACAUAGUUCAUAAUAAAGUUAGUGUUGGAAUAUAUUCAAUUUGACUGCAUGUAACAAAAUGAGCUUCAGUAUUAAAUAAAAAUGAAAAGCAAUUUUAAAAAUAAGUAAUUUUAUUUAAAG